Molecule: messenger RNA, 369 nt
Organism: Colletotrichum fioriniae
Lineage: Eukaryota; Fungi; Ascomycota; Sordariomycetes; Glomerellales; Glomerellaceae
Biological process (GO): transmembrane transport
Cellular component (GO): membrane
Molecular function (GO): transmembrane transporter activity
Source: RefSeq, a predicted model, not a curated record
AUGGGUAAGACGCCCAAGUCUCUACGUAUUGUGGCCCAAGACAUUACUUUGACACUUGUUCUUCCGUACAUCAUUGGAGCCAUCAAUGAGAAUGCGAUGUACAUCUUCGCGGCCAUCAACGUCAUUAGUAUUCCAAUCGUAUGGGCUUUGUACCCAGAGUCGAAUCAAAGAACUCUUGAGGAAAUCGAUUUCCUCUUCGCCGCAGACUCGCCCUGGACGUGGGAUGCGGAGAAGAAGUUCAAAGAGCUCAAAGCCGAGCACGAAAGUCGUGUUGGUGCCGUUCGAGCAGCUGUCAGGGGAGAUCUAGAGAGCAAGGGAGAGAACUCCAGCACCCAUGUUGAGAAGUCGUCUGGUUCAGAGAUUCAAUGA